AUGGCUAGGGUUAGUGCUUGUAGUAGCUCUCCUUUGUACUCUUUGCUCUUGAUCUCAGCCCUUGUGUUUGCUUCCCAUUUUCUUGCAUCCGAGGCACAAAAACAGCCCCCAGUAGUGAAGGGAUUGUCAUUUUCGUUCUUUUCCAAAAAUUGUCCUAAUCUUGAAACCAUUGUGAGAAAUCAUCUCAAGAAGGUGUUCCAGCAGGACAAUGGCCAAGCUCCUGGCUUACUCCGUAUCUUCUUCCAUGACUGCUUUGUUCAAGGAUGCGAUGGGUCAUUGCUGUUGGAUGGAAAACCAGGUGAGAGGGAUCAAGUAGCUAAUGGAGGCAUAAGGACAGAGGCAUUGAAGACCAUAGAUGACCUGCGAGGUCUUGUCCAUAACGAGUGUGGAAGGAUAGUGUCCUGUGCCGACAUCACUGUCUUGGCAGCUCGAGAUGCUGUCUUCCUUUCUGGAGGUCCUGAUUUUGCAGUGCCCCUAGGAAGAAGGGAUGGCCUAACAUUCAACAAUGAUGGAACAAAAAAGCUUCCAUCUCCAUUUAGCAACACCAGUGAAACCAUAAAAAGAUUUGCAGAAAAAAACUUUGAUGUCACAGAUGUGGUAGCCUUCUCAGGUGCACAUACCUUUGGCCGUGCACAUUGUGGCACAUUCUUCAAUAGGCUUUCCCCUCUUGAUCCCACUAUGGACAAAACCUUAGCCAAAAAUCUCAAAUCCACAUGCCCAGAUCAAAAUUCAGCUAACACAGCAAACUUGGAUAUUAGGACCCCAACAUUGUUUGAUAACAAAUACUACAUUGACCUACAGAGCAAACAGGGUGUGUUCACCUCAGAUCAGGACUUGCUCAAUGAUCAGAGGACAAAAGGGUUGGUAAAUUCCUUUGCAAUUGAUCAGAACCUGUUUUUCCAAAAGUUUGUGAAUGCUGUGAUAAAGUUGAGCCAAUUGGAUGUGUUAACUGGGAAUCAAGGUGAAAUUCGUGCAAAGUGCAAUGUGAUUAACAAGAAGCAAUCUAUUUUGACUUCUGUGGUGGAAGAAGUGGUAGAAUUGACUAUUUAA
Molecule: messenger RNA, 1050 nt
Organism: Gastrolobium bilobum
Lineage: Eukaryota; Viridiplantae; Streptophyta; Magnoliopsida; Fabales; Fabaceae
Product: peroxidase 12-like
Exons: 3
Coding region: 1-1050 (349 amino acids)
Biological process (GO): response to oxidative stress; hydrogen peroxide catabolic process
Molecular function (GO): heme binding; peroxidase activity
Source: RefSeq, a predicted model, not a curated record